Molecule: messenger RNA, 4374 nt
Organism: Pipistrellus nathusii (Nathusius's pipistrelle)
Lineage: Eukaryota; Metazoa; Chordata; Mammalia; Chiroptera; Vespertilionidae
Source: the annotation of a GenBank genome assembly
AUGGCUUCCCCCAGCGCGGAGAGCCAGCUCCUGAGGAUCAUCCGUGAUUUGCAAGAUGCUGUGACAGAACUAAGCAAAGAAUUUAAGGAAGGCGGGGAACCCAUCACAGAUGACAGCACCAGCUUGCAUAAGUUUUCUUACAAACUUGAGUACCUCCUUCAAUUCGACCAGAAGGAGAAGGCCACCCUCCUGGGCAACAAGAAGGACUACUGGGAUUACUUCUGUGCCUGCCUGGCCAAGGUGAAGGGCGCCAACGAUGGGAUCCGAUUCGUCAAGUCUAUUUCCGAGCUCCGAACAUCCCUGGGGAAAGGAAGAGCCUUUAUCCGCUACUCGCUGGUGCACCAGAGGCUGGCAGACACCCUGCAGCAGUGCUUCAUGAACACCAAAGUGACCAGUGACUGGUACUAUGCCCGGAGCCCCUUUCUGGCGCCGAGGCUGAGCUCUGACAUUGUGGGCCAUCUCUACAAGCUCACGGACGUCCAGUUUGACCUGGUGUCCAGGGGCUACGACUUGGACGCGGCCUGGCCGACGUUUGCCAGGAGGACACUGGCCCCCGGCUCCUCUGCCUACCUGUGGAAAGCCCCCAGCCGAAGCUCCAGCAUGAGCAGCCUGGUGAGCAGCUACCUGCAGACUCAGGAAAUGUCCACCAGCCUUGACCUGAACAGCUCCUUGAACAACGAGGCCCUGGAAGGCUUCGAUGACAUGCGUGUGGAGCUGGAUCAGCUGGAGGUGCGGGAGAAGCAGCUGCAGGAGCGCAUUCAGCAGCUGGACCGAGAGAACCAGGAGCUGCGGGCAGCCGUCACCUCCCAGGGGGAGCAGCUGCAGGUGGAGAAGGAGAGGGCCCGCUCCGCAGCCGAGGACAACGCCCGCCUAACGCGCAUGACGGCUGAGCUGCAGAAGCAGUGGGAGGUCACCCAGGCCACACACAGCACCGUGCAGGAGCUGCAGAAGUGCCUGCAGGCCCUGGAGCCAGGCCCCGCGGCGGAGGGGGAUUCCCCGUUGGCCCUGCGGCGCCUGGAGCCCAUGCUGCAACGCCUGGCGCAGGAGCUCGAGGCCACGCGGGACGCGCUGGGCAGGAAGGACCAGCUUUCAGCUGACGCCCCAGGUCCGGGCAUGGCCGAGCAGAAGGCAGACGUGGCACCCGACACAAAGGGGGGGCCAGAGCUCGACCCCAGUGCCUCGGCCCCGGCGAUCCGGCAGCUGGGGGAGAAGCUUCACGCCCUGGAGCAGGAGAGCACCAAGGUCCAGGAGCUCAACAGGCAGCAGAGCACGCAGCUGCAGCAGCUGGCCAGGGAGCUGCAGCUGAAGGAGGAGUCGCGGGCCGGCCUGGAGCGCGUCGUCAGGGAGAUGGCCUCGCAGCAGGAAGAGCUGUUCGCGAAGAGGAAGGAGGCCACCCAGCUCCGGCGCCGGCUGCAGGAGUCGCUGGCCCACAUGAGCACCAUGGAGGAAGAGCUGGCGGAGGCGAGGCAGGGCGAGCGGCGGCAGCGCGAGGAGAAGGACCUGCUGCAGCGCGAGGCCAGGGCCCUGACCCGGCAGCUGCGGCUCCUGGAGACCCAGCUGGCCCAGGUGAGCCAGCGCGUGAGCGACCUGGAGGAGCAGAGGAAGCAGCUCGUCCAGGACAGAGACCGCCUCAGCGAGAAGGUGGGGACGCUGGAGCGGCUGUCUGCGCAGCCGGGCCCGCCCGUGGCGGCGGAGAGCAGUGAGGUGCCGGCCCCCCGGGAUUCUGCCCUGCAGGAGGGGCCGAUGGAUGGUACUGCGGUGCAGGGGAGCGGCCAGGAGGAGGAGCUGCGGCAGGCCAACAUGGAGCUGGAGAAGGAGCUGCAGAGCGUGAUGGCCCGUAACCAGCGCCUGGAGGACAAGCUGCGGGCCCUGCAGGCCGAUUACCAGGCCCUGCAGCAGCGGGAGGCAGCCAUCCAGGGCUCCCUGGCCUCCCUGGAGUCCAAGCAAGCCAGCAUCCGGCAUAUGGGUGACCAGAUGGAGGCCAGCCUCCUGGCUGUGGUGAAGGCCAAGGAGAACAUGAGGGCCCACAUGGCCGAGAAGGAGGCUGCCCUGCAGAGCAAGGAGGCCAAGUGCCAGCAGCUGCGGGAGCAGAUGGAGCAGUGCCGGCAGCUGGCGGAGACCCGGGAAGGGGAGCUCAGGGCUUUGGAGAGCCAGUGCCAGCAGCAGACCCAGCUGAUCGAGACCCUCAGAGCAGAAAAAGGCCAACAGGGGCUCAGCCCGCCUCAAGAAAAUGCAUCCCAGGAGCUCGCUGCCCAGCUGGCCCUAGCUCAGGCACAGCUGGAGGUCCAUCAGGGGGAGGCUCAGCGCGUGCAGGCUGAGGUGGUGGACCUCAAGGCCAAGCUCCAGGCAGCCCUGAGUGAUGGAGAGAAGGUGCAGAGCCAGCUGAGCGUGACUGAGGCGGCUCUGCAGGAGCACAAGGCCCUUGUGCAGCAGCUGAAGGAGCAGAACGAGGCCCUCAACAGGGCCCACGUCCAGGAGCUGCUGCAGUGCUCGGAGCAGGAAGGGGCCCUGCAGGAGGCGCAGGCCCAGGAGGCCCAUCUGAGGAUGGAGGAACUGCAGGCCCUGCGGGGGGAGCUGUCCCAGGCCAAAAGCAGCUCCCAGGAAGCGCAGCUGGAGCAUGCCGAGCUGCAGGAGCAGCUGCACCGAGCCAACACCGACACCGCCGAGCUCGGCAUCCAGGUCUGCGCACUGACCGCCGAGAGGGAGCGGAUGGAGGGCGUGUUGGCCUGCACCGCCCAGGAGCUCCGGGACGCCAAAGAGGCAGCCGCCAAGGAGCUCGAGGUCUUGAAACACCAGGUGGCGGAGCUGCAGCGAGAGAAGGAGGGCUUGCAGGAGAAGCUGAAGGCGGCCGAGGAGGCAGCCACCUCACUGCCUGGCCUGCAGGUCCAGCUGACCCAGGCCGAGCAGCGGGCCCAGGGCCUUCAGGAGACCGCGCACCAGGAGCUCGACACCCUCAAGUUCCAGCUGAGCACCGAGAUCAUGGACUACCAGAGCAAACUUAAGACUGCCAGCGAAGAGUGCAGGAGCCUCCGGGGCCAGCUGGAGGUUCGAGGCCAGCAGCUGCGGGCCGCCAAAGAGACUGUGGGCAAGCUGGAGGCCGCCCAGGCAGACAUGGGGGAGAAGCUGAGCCGCACCAGCAGCCGCCUCUCGGAGUGCCAGGCCGCCAUGCUGAAGAAGGACAAGGAGGGGGCCGCCCUGCGCCAGAACUUGGACAGGACCCAGAAGGAACUUGAAAAAGCCACGGCAAAGAUCCAGGAGUACUGCAGCAAACUCUGCCAGGAGGCGAGAAGCCGGGAGAAGAAUGACCAGAAGAUGCUGGCGGACCUGGAUGACCUGACUAGGACCAAGAGGAACCUGGAGGAACGGCUGAUAGAGCUGCUCAGGGACAAGGAUGCUCUCUGGCAGAAGUCCGAUGCCCUGGAAUUCCAGCAGAAGCUCAGCGCCGAGGAGCGAUUCGGGGACGUGGAGGUGAACCUCUGCUUUGACUGCAAGCGGGAGUUCAGCUGGAUGGUGCGGCGGCACCGCUGCAGGAUAUGCGGGCGCAUCUUCUGUUACUACUGCUGCAACAACUACGUGGCGACCAAGCCGGGCGGCCGGAAGGAGCGCUGCUGCCGAGCCUGCUUCCAGAAGUUCAGCCCCAGCUCCCCGGACAGCUCCAGCUCAGGCACCAGCCAGGGCCAGCCCAGUCCCGCUCUGUCGCCGGCCCCGGCUGGGCUGCAGGCCGCUGGAGGCCAAGGCGCAGACCCAGACUUGAGGUCACCAGACGACACUGUGUUCGACAUCAUCACAGACGAGGAGCUGUGCCAGAUCCAGGAGUCCGGCUCCUCCCUGCCUGAAACGCCCACCGAAGCCGACUCCCUGGACCCCAGCGUGAGCGAACAGGACACCACAUCGAACUCACUAACCCCCGAGGACACCGAAGACCUGGCCCUGGGGCAGGAUGCAGAAAUCUGCUUGCUGAAGUCCGGAGAGCUGAUGGUAAAAUUGUCCUUCACAGUGGAUGAGAUUGCCAGCUUCGGGGAAGGUAACAGGGAGCUGUUUGUGAGGUCCAGUACCUACAGCCUCAUCUCCAUCCCUGUGGCCGAGGCGGGUCUCACCGUCAGCUGGGUCUUCUCCUCCGAACCCAAAAGCAUCUCCUUCAGCGUCGUCUUCCGAGAGGCCGAGGACACACCGCUGGAUCAGUGCAAGGUCCUCAUUCCCACCACCCGAUGCAAUUCCCACAAGGAGAGCAUCCAGGGCCAGCUCAAGGUCCGCACCCCAGGCAUCUACAUGCUCAUCUUCGACAACUCCUUCUCCAGGUUUGUCUCCAAAAAAGUGUUUUAUCACUUGACGGUCGACCGGCCCGUGAUCUACGACGGAAGUGAUUUCCUGUAG